CGAAGCAUUGCGGUUGCGCCAUUUUGGGAAGGAGUUUGUCAAAAGCGGCAAAAUUUUAAAGAUAAAGGAGUAUUUUGCAAACAUUUGAGCAACUUCUGAAAAUAUUUGUUGUGGAUACAUAUACUGCAAACUACCUGGUUAUGUUUUUGACGUUAAAGUCAGGUCCUAAAAAUGAAAUGAUUAACUGACAACUUUCGAAUGGGGACUGAGCUGUGAGAUUCGGCAAGAUCAAGGUGGGCACUGUAGCUACAUGGAACAGCUCACGCGUCUUGAUGAUUGAUUCGCCAGUACCUGAACAGUUAUGGAUGGGCUGAGAAGCUACUGAACCGAACAUGUCGAAUGGUUUCUUGGAUAUUAAGUAGCUAGCUAGCAAGUUUUUCGUGUCUCGAGUUUCAAUGGGAGUUGAGGGGACAUAAGCAAAGGCAUGCAUUGAAACGAUUUCUCACCAACUACUUCACAAGUCUUCCAUUGAUUUGCUAAAAUUGUGUCAUGCACCAACUGUUAAUCAUGAACUAAAGUCAACAGUGGCAACAUGUGACCCUUAUUUGAGUAGUUCUAUGUUACUUAUGUAUCUGCUGAAAAUAUGACAUGGUGAAUGAUAGAUUGCUUUAAUUUCUAUACCACAUCUCGCUCACGCUUCUUAAAGCGUUACUAUAGAGUAGAAACACCCCAAUGUCCCCUUGGUAACAUCUCAAGAAAGGGCCACAGGAAAUGUUCUCCUUCCCUUAAAAGGAAUCAUCAUUGACUGAAAUUGCAUGACCGAUAUGGAUAGCUGAUUGUAAACACACCUGGAAACAUUUAGAAAAAUAUCCUAUCUGCAAGCCUCAUGUGGGGAGCAGAUUAACUGGACAUCAAUCCAUAUUGAGAAGAAAACCAACAGUAAAGGACUGAGAACUGUGGGACUACAGAACUGCUACAGCAGACGCCUCUGCUCGGUCGUCCGUAGCUGGGGCCAGUGAGAUGAUGAGGUGUUGAUGUCGUGCCUAACCUAUUGGAGACGCAAACCUAAAUGGCGCAGCAUGACUUCACUCCAGCCUGGCUUAACUUUCCCACAGCACCAUCACCGGCCAAGCCCUCUCACAGCUACGAAUCUACCCCUGACCGUCUUGACAACCAAGGCAAUGUGAGUCGCAGAUGUCACAACUCCUCAGAUGGCUCAGAGUCAGUCAAUGGGCGAAUCCCAAGUAAACUGCCCAGUGGAGGCUACUCCAGGAUCGAGAGGAAUGGAUGGAAGGUCCUCAAUGGCACUAGUGAGGGAUCUAGCCCGCGGGCCCCUCUCCAAUACAGCAGCUGCGAUGUUGGCCCUUCUUGCACCUCUAAGAUCAAAGGUCUGCAGGAGCAUGAUAACAGGGAGAAUGGGGAUAAACGCAAGAAGUUUGCAGCUGAAGAUUUUCCUUCUCUGAAUCCUGAUGCAGAACGAGAAGUCAACCGUAACAAAGCUGCAGGUGUAUGGGAACACCCUCCCAACCCCCAAUCCAGAGGCUCUAAGAUGAUGGUGAUCCGACGCAUCUCACGGGAAGAAUCUUUGCCGGCACUGUCUAGCACCAGCCCAGCCCAGCAACAGGGCCCAUCUCGCAAUGGCACUGGCCCAUCUCUUAACAAGGGUCCCAUACCGAAAUCAGUCAGUCUUCCAGUCAAGGUGAGUCGCUCCAGCUCGUCCUCCCCUGUUGAGCAGGGCAGCCAGCCCCGGCUGAUGAUGCGUCUGACCCGCAUGCGCUCCGACAAGAAAAGCCACUUCCUGAAAGCCCUCAAACAGGACAUGGUGGGAGAAGAGAAACUUCACCUACACUGCAAGGAUGAGGAUAGUUUUCACCUACACAAUAACAACCUGGGCGGAGGGGACGAGAACCUCAAUGGCUAUGAGCGCGGCACUGGAAGUAGCCCACUGGAGAACGGCAACAGCAAGCCCAGCACCAUGAGCAUGAGGCAGCAGGUGCUGUGCUCCUCCACCUUCCCCCAGCAGGAGGUGCUGUCCAGCUCCCUGGAGGCAGAGCACAGGUUACUGAAGGAGAUGGGCUGGCAGGAGGAGAGUGAGAAUGAUGAGACAUGUGCUCCUUUAACUGAGGAUGAGAUGAGGGAGUUUCAGGCCAUCAGCGAACAGCUACAGAAAAAUGGUCUGAGGAAGAAUGGCCUCUUGAAGAAUAGUCCUCCCUCUGACCCAAUGACUGCUUGGAGGACCACCAACUUCAAAAUUGUCACCAAUACCACAGAGGAGACGGAGACCAGCAGCAGCGACACCUCGGAUGACGAGGCUUAGGACCAACCCUCAUCCGAAACCUCGCCCCCAACACACAUUUAACUGCACCACCACCACAAAAGCAGAUGAAUGAGCAGUUCUGAGGCCCUCCCACCAUUUCACAGACCCCACCUCUCACCCACCAGACAAACGUUCAGAAUGGACUUGAGAAAGAACACUAUUAUUGUUUCCGUAAAGAAACCCCCCUUUUUUGUUGGGGCAAAGGGGCGGUGGGAGACUUCAAUGUUGGACUACAUGUUUGUUCCAUCAUUGAAAAAGAUUGAUAAUACGUACCGUAUGAUGAAUGUGAAAAUAAAGUCCGUUCUGGAGGCUAUUAAAUAAAAUGAUUGCAAUUCACAGCUGGUGGCUCUCUG
Molecule: messenger RNA, 2610 nt
Organism: Osmerus eperlanus (European smelt)
Lineage: Eukaryota; Metazoa; Chordata; Actinopteri; Osmeriformes; Osmeridae
Product: vasculin-like
Exons: 11
Coding region: 1010-2257 (415 amino acids)
Biological process (GO): positive regulation of DNA-templated transcription; DNA-templated transcription
Cellular component (GO): nucleus
Molecular function (GO): DNA binding; RNA binding
Source: RefSeq, a predicted model, not a curated record